Cynoglossus semilaevis (tongue sole) is the source of this 3589-nucleotide messenger RNA. RefSeq names its product suppressor of cytokine signaling 1b (gene socs1b). The record is from RefSeq and is a predicted model, not a curated record. NCBI's taxonomy places the organism in Eukaryota, Metazoa, Chordata, Actinopteri, Pleuronectiformes, Cynoglossidae. Gene Ontology annotation, cellular component: phosphatidylinositol 3-kinase complex. Bases 319 to 1068 code for a protein of 249 amino acids. Gene Ontology annotation, biological process: phosphatidylinositol phosphate biosynthetic process. The transcript has 5 exons. Gene Ontology annotation, molecular function: 1-phosphatidylinositol-3-kinase regulator activity.
CCAACAGGUUGGUCGGUUAGAUUAGCAUAAAAAAAAACACGGCAGGAGUGUUGUCUCCUCCUUUUCUUUCACCCAAACAAAACGAAAAUAAAGCGUCUCUCAUCAGUGACUGCCGCGUUUCAGAGCCGAGGACUGGAGCUCACAGCUGCUGGUAACAAAUGAAUUGAUUGGUCCCUAAUUAAAAUCCCAGCCUGCUGCUCUCACAACAUGGAGUCUCACAGAGGUCCGCAGAGAAAAUAACAAACCGGCGAGGGGACGCAGGGAUGGAGCAUCUGCUGUCCAAAAGCGAAGGGACUGAUGCAAGUGACGAUGUAGAGGAUGAUUUUUCUUUGUAGGAUGGUCAAAGACAACCUUGAUAAAACAAAGCAACAGAGCCCAAAACAGAACCGCACAGCUGAGCCACAAAGUCAAGGUCAACACCGUGAACAACAUGCAGGGACUGAACAGAACACGCACACAGUCAGAGCUGAGAGCCAAGAGCCGGCAGAGAGGCAGCUAGAUUCACUGAUCUGGAUGAAACUUAGCUUAGAGGAGCAGGCUGAAUCUUGGCACCAGUGGGUGACUAAAGGUGACAGUGACAUACUGCCCACACACCUCCGUCCCUUCAGCAGCCCGGCUGAGUAUGAACUGGUGAAAAGCACCCACCACCAGCUCCUCCACAGUGGGUACUACUGGGGACCCAUGACCAUGGAGGAAGCACACAGGAUUCUCUCACACUCAGAAAUAGGCACCUUCCUCAUCAGAGACAGCUGUCAGCCUGACGUUCUCUUCACUCUCAGUUACCAAAGCGUGGACGGCGCGACCAGCGUCCGUGUCCACCUGGACAACCAACUCUUCAGGCUGCAUGGGAGCCACAGGAAUUUCCCAUCACUCUUUACUUUACUCUCCUAUUACACCUCCUCAUCUUGCAAGCUGACUGUGCCCUAUCGCCAGCAGCGUCCAGAGAGCCUGAAGCAACUGUGCAGGAGGGCUAUCAUUCGUACAUAUGGGCCAGAGAAAAUAGACAUCCUACCUGGACUGAGCAAAGAAAUGACACGUUUUGUACACACGUACCCAUACUGUAUAUAAAAUUGAAAUGUAGAAUGUUUUUUGGUAUAUAUAGUUUAUUGCAUGUCCUAACCACUAUCCUUAUGCUGCAGGGGUACCUUAGUGUUUUCUGAGAAAUGUAUUUGCAAUAUUUAAAUGGUAUAUUUUGUUAGUUUUUUACAUUUACAUGUUGUUGAGUUUUAUUAAGAGAUGUGGUACAAUGUUUAGAAGAAAUGUCUGCAAAGAAAAUGGCAAAUGUUUCUAUUAAUUUAUUUCUACAUACAGUUGGUAGUCUGUAAAUAUUUUAAUAAAUAUACACAUAAACUUGAAAAAGUGGGAUCUCAACUGUAACCAUGUAGCUUUAGACCACGUUGAAGAAAUGUUAACAGUUGAGUUUUAUUUUUAAAGGUGUUUUUUUUUUUUUUUUUUUUUUACAUGGCAGGAUUUAUUCUCUGCUCUGUUUUUUGGGGGCCUAAAGUGGACAUUUCAGUAUCUGUAGAUGUAUGACAAAACAGAAAAAAAAUAUAUAAUUUUUUUUCUAUUGUAUUUUUGUCCCUGGACUAAAGACAGUCACAUUUAAAUUAAUAUUUCCAGCUUUGUCUUGAUCCAAAUAAGACCCAGAAAUAGUAACUGAUCGUUUAGAAUGAUAUAUAUGCAUAUAUGUAUAUAUAUAGCUUUGGAAAUUACAGUUGAAUUUAGUUAUGGUUCUAACUGUAUAUAAAAGUGACUUGGUGGUUAAGGAAGCAGACUUAGGUCCGGAAGACUUCAGGGUCCUCAGAGUCCACCAGCUGCCAAGUUACCACUGAGGUGCUCUGAGUAAGGCACCGUCCCCACACACUGCUUCCUGAGCGCUUAAAGCUGCCCACUGAUCACUCUGGUGAUGGGUUGAAAGCAGAGGUCACAUUUGGUUGUGGUGUGCUGUGUCACAAUGAUGUCUGCUGAGUUUAUUUAUUUUGUGCUGCCAAAAAGUUUCAUCCCAAAUGUUUUCACUUUUCCCAGAAGAGUGAAUGUCUAGCCGUGAGGGCAUUGAACUGUUUUGUGUAAUUAGGGAUGUUUGUUUGAUUUGUCAACUUGAACCAAACCUAACCAAACUGCCUCCACCGUUCACAUUUGUCCUGAAUUUAUUUCUCUUUUUUCUCUCGCUGUCCAACAAGUGAAUGGCAGCCCCUGUCACAGUUCAACUUUCUGUGGUAAAAAUCCCAUCAUAAUGAGUUGGAACAGACUUUUCAUCAUCAUUUGGAGGAAUUAACAAACCCACAAGUCAGACGUUCACCUUAUGAUAAGGAAAGGAAGGAAAGUGAACUCCUUGUCUUUGUGACACACCACUGCUCACAACCAAAUGUGACCUCUGCUUUUAACCCAUCACCAGAGUGAACAGUGGGCAGCUUUAAGCGCCUGGGGAGCAGUGAGUGGGGACGGUGCCUUACUCAGAGCACCUCAGUGGGAACUUGGCAGCUGGUGGACUCGAAUCUGAAACCUUCUGGACCCAAGUCUGCUUCCAGCAGCAGCGUUGUCUUGUUCUGUGAAGAGAGGAUGUGGUGUAAACCUCAUUGUAAACAUGACAGAUGACAGUUUGUUUUCUCUCUCUCUCUCUCUCUCUCUCACACACACACACACACACACUCAUGUUCUACAUACUGUCCUAAAUUUGACUGAUAGUGGCCCCUUUCUUCAAUUAGCCUUGCACCAGGGACACUGCGUGCUUGCAGACAUGGACACACUCACACUCUCACACACACCUCUUUUUAAUUUCUCAGAUUCUGAUUGUUGUUUUGAUGUUGACUUUGUUUGUGGCAAUUUUACUUUUCUGUUAUAUCCAUCCAAGUCUCUCAGACUAGACUGGCACAAUAAAUUAAAAAAAAAUUGAAAUAUAACAAUUAUUUUAAUAAUAGUUGAAAAAGUAAAAAAUAAUAAUUCCAAUCUCCAUCCCUUUGAUAAGUCUCUGAAGUCACAACCGUAUGUUGCUGUCGACCUGUUAAAUGCCCUGACUUAUGUCUAAACGGGGUCAGAAUGUCUCAUAAAGACCGUUCUGGGCAACAACUGGUCCUCAGAGGUUGAUGAAAACUAGAACACACACACACACAGUUCACAUAUAGGCAUCUUUGAUGGCAUUAUGUGAACGUGGGCCACUCUGACUUCAGCCGUUGUAAUAUUGUGGACAGACUCAUGGACGUGAUAAGAGAUUAGAGGUCACUAAUGCUGUCGCUCUGUCGUGUAUUCACUGGGUAAAUCCAGCUCAGUUGACAAGAGCCGUAACUGUUUUUUAUAUAUAUUUACAGAUAGUAUAUAUUAUUAUACUUCAUUUUAUUGAGACAAAUAUCAUUCACACCCACAUCCGUACCUAUUAUUAGUUCAAGAGUGUUCAAUUUGUUGACUGUAAGAGAAAUCCUGAGACCCAUGUUAUUUUUAAUAUUGUUCUUUAUUUUAAUAUUACAUUUAAAUCCUUUAUUCCUAAUUUGUAUCUGUUUUUUUUAUAACAAACAUGUAACUUUGUUAGUUUUUUGGAAAUACUUGAUUUGAAAUAGUUUUCUGUUCAUGAAAAUAAACUUUUUUUUCACUCACA